Molecule: messenger RNA, 1477 nt
Organism: Pecten maximus
Lineage: Eukaryota; Metazoa; Mollusca; Bivalvia; Pectinida; Pectinidae
Product: neuferricin-like
Exons: 4
Coding region: 189-1055 (288 amino acids)
Cellular component (GO): endomembrane system; membrane
Source: RefSeq, a predicted model, not a curated record
CUCGUUUUCGCAAUCAAUGGCAGCGCCCAUGAGUUGUCAACAUUCUAAUACACAUUUGAGGAAACACAAUGUAGUGACAGAGUCGUCUGCAUCUCUUGCUUCGGCUGACACACAGUUUAACAUUGAUAACAUCGGACAUACCGUGAUCACCACAAGACACAUUGACACGCUGUAUUUGUGUCGUAAACAUGCCGGGAAAAGCCAUGAUCGUCACCAUUGUGGUGGGCGUGGUGAGUGUGCUGUACGCGUACGGGUACCUGGUUCCUUUAACUCGCGUCUUAAUGGUAUAUGUUCCAGUCAAUGUGAAAUCUACAAUAGCGUACUACAUCGAUCUCUCUGACGACACCGCUGACGUAAAGUCAACAUCAGAUCGGAUUUUUACCAAGGACGAGUUGUGGAAAUACCGCGGGGAAGGGGACAUAUACUUAGCAGUAUUGGGCCAGGUGUUUGAUGUUACAAAGGGCAGGAAACAUUACGGACCCGGCGGAGGAUACGAGUUCUUUUCAGGACGAGACGGGUCGCGAGCAUACGUCUCUGGAGACUUUACGGAAGCCGGACUAGUGGACGAUAUCACAGGACUUUCCCUUACAGAUAUCCGAGGCUUGGAUGACUGGGUCAAGUUCUACAGGAAAGAUUACACAUAUGUCGGUAAAAUUGUGGGUAAUUUUUACGACGCAGCGGGCACACCGACAACGGCGUACCGCGAGUACGAGAAACAACUAGCGGCGGCUGAGGACGAUAAAAAACUGACAGCGGCUGACUAUAGACGAUUCCCGCCGUGUAACUCCGAGUCUGCACAGGGGAAGGGCAGACGACUCUGGUGUUCAACACUCAGUGGCGGGAUACAGAGAGACUGGGCAGGACUUCCCAGAGAGUACUAUAGGCCAGGGACAACUAAACCACGCUGCGCAUGUGUGAAGGACGUGGGGCCUCCGUCCGAAACCUCCAGUACCACCACAGCUGAUAACAACAAAGGAGAUCUGGACAAUCCUAAUGUUAAAGUUUAUCCGGGAUGCGAUCCGAAAUCCAUAUCGUGUUCGUUUAAUGACUUUUAAGAACCAUUGGAUUUGUUUACUAUGGAACAUCACAUCAACACAUACUAAAUAUUUACAUGUGUUAUUAAAAGUUGAUUAUAAAUUUCAAGAUUAGGUUUAAUUAUGUGGAAAUGUGUUUAUCCAAAAAGGAGAUACUGCACUGUUCGUUGAACUUGCUUGAACAGUUCAAACAAUCAUAUUUAAAUAAUUUGUCUUAUGGUAGGUAUUGUUGUUUAAAGCGCCUGGAUACAUGGAUGAUUUGAUCGGAAAUAAAUUGAAUUUUGUUUCAGUCAAAAAUAAAAAUUACAAAAUCAUACAUCUUUAAUUAUUAAAAUAGGAUUUGUCGAGUUGAAACUUUGUAAUUAUUUUACAGGUAAUCUAAUUCACUUUAACGAUCACCAGUUAAAUUUGACUCAAACUGGCAAAUGUAUUUAUGAUUAUUU